GUCCACUAAAAGUAUCAAUGGCAGUGCGCAAUCGUCGUGAACGAGCACGUUUAACGGGCGCGUUCACAGACGACCUUGUUGAUGUUUAAUGAGUGCGGCUGCGCGAUAGCCCAAUGAUCUCGCUGUAGCUGACGCUACUCUUGGAGGAAAAACAAGAACCCGCCGACUUAAGCUAGCGGCCCAACACUUUGUAUUGUUUAAUAUCGAUUUGUAAAUUCAUAACAGGCUAAGGCGAGACAUUCAACAACAAUCCAGUCAGCGACGAGGCAACGUAUCCCGUAUGUGAUCGUCCUUGUCAUCGGACGCCGUUAGCAAAGGCCAAGCGACAAAAUCGUUUAUCUACAUUAUAUGAUCCAACGUCCCGAGUCAGGUAUACCCUCCAUGUGGGUGAGGGAGCUGUGUGUGUCAGACUAUGGCGAGAAAAACAGUUAGCAGGAAAAGAAAGGCAGGAGAGCCCAAGGACCAACAACAACAGCAGGGCUGGUGUCAGGCACCAUACAAGCGGAGCCGUGUCUCUUGUUCAUCGCGUCAUGUCCAGUGGUGGUGCAGUAGACACUCAGUGGUCUGUGCCCUCCGAGGCCGAGAGUUCAGACCUCAGCAGCAGCAUGAAUUGCAGCUCCAGCGGAGCCUGCGUGGUUUUGCUGCCGGCAGGCUCCCUGGCAUCCUGAAGGAGAGGGAGUUCUCUCUUGGGCGUCUCAACAAAGUAUUUGCCUCACAAUGGCUCAACCAACAGCAGGUUGUGUGCGGGACCAAAUGCAACACGCUUUUUGUAACCAACGUCAUGACUGGGCAGAUAACUCGCAUUCCCAUGCUCAAGGACAGGGUAUGUCAUGGUGGAGGUUCCGUGGUAGGAGCAGUGCAGCAUUACCACUCCACCGCAAGCUCUCAUUCCCGGCUGGACCAGCAGGGUUGUGGGAUCCAUGCUAUAGAGAUCAACCCCUCCAGAACACUCCUAGCGACUGGAGGAGACAACCCCAACAGCCUCGCCAUCUACCAGCUGCCCACACUGGACCCAGUCUGUGUUGGAGAUGAUGGCCACAAUGACUGGAUCUUCUCAAUAGCAUGGAUCAGUGACAGGAUGGCUGUUUCUGGUUCCCGGGAUGGCUCCAUGGGUUUGUGGGAGGUAACGGAGGAAGUAAUGAGCCAGGCGCAGCACAGUCAAAGCGAGGGGGCUGUGCCCUCUUACGCCCAUAUCUCGCACCGUGCACUCAAAGACAUCCCAAAGGAAUACACCCACCCAUACAACUGCAAAGUCCGUGCUUUGGCCUUCAAUAACAACCAUAAAGAACUGGGUGCUGUAUCUUUGGAUGGUUACUUUCACCUCUGGAAAGCUGAACACACCUUGUGCAAGCUUCUGUCUAUCAAGCUGCCUCACUGCAAAGAGAAUGUGUGUCUGGCCUAUGGACAGGACUGGUCAGUAUACGCUGCAGGAUCUCAGGCCCAUGUCUCGUUUUUGGAUCCGCGGCAGCCGACACACACAGUCAAGUCGGUCAAUUCCAGAGAGAGAGGAAGUGGGAUCCGUUCUGUGAGUUUCUAUGAGCACAUUGUGACAGUCGGCACUGGUCAAGGUUCGCUUCUCUUCUUCGACAUCAGGGCCCAGAGAUUCCUAGAGAAUCCUUUGAUUCCAAAUGGAGGCUACCGGAAGUGCUCGGGGGAUGGCAUUCUCAAGCUCACGACAGGGAAAGGCUGGCUGAAUCAUGAUGAAACAUGGAGGAGUUACUUCUCAGACCUUCAUUCUUUUCCUAACGCUGUGUACACACACUGCUACGACGACUCCGGCACCAAACUGUUUGUAGCAGGCGGACCGCUCUGUUCUGGACUCCAUGGGAACUACGCGGGACUGUGGAGCUAGCCUUGUCAUUACGAUAUGACAUCCUUGUCCACGUUUUUUAUUAAACCAAUCCCUCCAUUCCUCCCCCUCUUCGGCAAAAUCACUGUCUCUGAUGGACUCAGGAGCAUGACCUCGCACCAUCAUAUCACAGCUUUGAUUAUGCUGCAUCUUCGUGUCCACAUUUCAACAUCCUGUCUCCACUAUUCCUUCACUCCUUUCACCAAAGCCAAUCUUUUUUUUUUUUUAUUAACAUGUCUGUCAUUUACAGUCGUUUUAAGAACUGCAAAGUCUGCCACUGACGAACACAACGGAGGCUUUUAAAUCAUAACCAACAUUUCAUCAACUUUGAUUUCUUAUUGGCUUGAUAUAGUACGUCUGCUGCUUCCUCUGUAAGAUAUAAAUGUUUUUCACUUUCUCACUGAAAUGAAUGGCAAUACAAAAAGGGGGGGGAGAGGAAGGACUGAAGAGACAAUUUUGAAGGACUGGAGUGGUGUGCCGUUUUGACUUUUAAUAGGGAAUAUUUACUGGUUGGAACAGUUUCAGAUUCUGUCCCAAAACAAUCACAACUUGUUCUCAUCUGCAGCAAAAGGAAGAAAAUAGCCUAUCCAUUCCAAAUGGGACUUUUGAUGAAAAUAUUUGAGGUUGAAAUUAUGUAAAGGUGAAAUAUUUAGAUCGCUAAAUACAAUGUUCUGCAGUGACGCAAUCCCUCUAUUUCCAUCUCUGAUUUGACUGACAUACACCUGCUGUUAUUCUAAUUUGCUUUAUUUGUAUUUAUUGCCCCCAUUCACUGUCACCCCGCAUUCCAGUGGUUUGGGUUGAUAUGGAAUUUUUGAAGGUGUAAUGUCAUAUUUUGUCCCCCCUGCCCCCUCCAUGCUUCUGUUCAAUCUGAUCAGAACGCUUUCUGCAGAUUUGCACACUGUUGGUGUUCAGAUGCUAAGUCUGGUGUCACAAGAGAAGUGACACUGAUUUUGCUUUUGUUUGUGUUAGUGCUUGUCAAAUAAUACACAAGCAUUUUUUUCUUUGGCUGACACUCUUGUCAUUCUGAGACCCCUGUGGGACUAGGUUGACGAACCAUGGUUGCUCUGUAAACCAACAAGCCACCUAGAAGGAUAAAAAAAACAAACAUUGUUGGGAUUUACCCAGGAUUUACAUACUGCAUACAGUUUUCAUAACUUCCUUUUUGUAUCAAGGCGUGUUCUUUCUCAUGUCCUUGUUUGGUAGAGGCAGGGUAGGCUUGAGUUAAGCUUUUGCCUUGCUCAGGUCUUUCUGUGAAAGACUGCCAUAGACGAUUUUAAUUUUAUUUUUAUUUUUUUAAAACAUCUGAAGUUUUCAUGACUGAUUGAAAAGAUAACACCCACAAUUUGGAACAAAUAACAUCACACUGAAGUGUAUUUUAUAAUAUAAAUGUGUAUAUGUAUGUGUGAAAUACAUAGAGACACUCGCAUACAUUUUCUGUACAUUUCUGAGGAAGUGUGUGGUUUGAUGUGUAUGCCCUGUUCUUUUUAUACACACCACGUGAAUGUUUUUACUGAAUCUGGGAAUACAAGCAACUGCAUUAGGAAACG
Molecule: messenger RNA, 3396 nt
Organism: Dunckerocampus dactyliophorus (ringed pipefish)
Lineage: Eukaryota; Metazoa; Chordata; Actinopteri; Syngnathiformes; Syngnathidae
Gene: dcaf12
Product: DDB1 and CUL4 associated factor 12
Exons: 9
Coding region: 413-1852 (479 amino acids)
Cellular component (GO): Cul4-RING E3 ubiquitin ligase complex
Molecular function (GO): protein binding
Source: RefSeq, a predicted model, not a curated record